GAAAUCUCGCGUUGUCAGGUGGCUGCUGGGAAAUUGGUGCAUGGCGGAAUACUAGCUACAUAGACUCCCGUCGCUGGAGAGAUUGUGACAGGUUCCACUUGAAUGCCGGUUUUUUUUGCCUCAGGGAUUCGGCGGUUUUUACGUUAAGUACGAGUUUUUUUCUUUUCUUUAACCUUGCCAAGUUCAGCGGAACUCCCUCUCUGGAACUCGUGUUUUGCGUGAGAACAGGCUAGUACUACUAGUAGUACAGCUCAGCUGAGUCUUCUCGGAGCCACAUCCAUCCCAUCCGCACACACUCACUCGACUCGCAGACACAGGCGGGCCGCCAGCAGAACGGUACGGCACGGCACGGUACGGAGACACCGGGAAUUCGGGCACAGGGACGCCGCUGAAAGGGACGCCAAUGGCAGACAACAACAGCAUCGAUCAAGGGGCGGAGAUGAAGCACGACAGCACAUCGGGGAUCACAGAUCAGGAAAAGGAGCUGGCGUCCAAUGCAUAUGACGCCUUUACGACAGGAAAUUACGACGAAUCACUGAAGCACCUUUCUAGCCUGCAGGAGCUGAACAAGGAAGACUACAAAAUAUCCAUGAAUAAAGCUGUAGCUGAAUUUUACAAAAGUGGGCAAAUGACCACAGACUGCCUAAAACAAGCACUUACAGCAAUGAAACAUCAGAUUCAUACUUCUGUGGAUGAAAUGGAUGGUUUGGAUGAUGUUGAAAACAGCAUCCUCUACUACAAUCAAGCAAUCAUACACUACUACAUGCGGCAGUACACUGAGGCCAUAUUGAUAGGAGAGAAGCUCUACCAGUUCAUUGAACCUUUUGAAGAGAAGUUUGCUCAGGCAGUCUGCUUCCUGCUGGUGGACUUGUACCUCCUCACGUUCCAGCCGGAGAAGGCCCUCCACCUGCUGGCAGUGCUGGAGAAGCUGGCUGUUCAAGGGAACAAUAAGAACGGCAAAACAGAGGCUGCAGGCAACACCAACAAAGAUGUCAGUAAUCAGAAGACAGAGUACAUUGCUAUGGUGGAGGCUGCCAAGUCAAAAAUCCACCAGUAUAAAGUACGGGCUUACAUACAAAUGAAGUCCCUGAAGGCGUGCAAAAGGGAGAUCAAGUCUGUGAUGAACACUGCUGGAAACUCUGCCCCCUCUCUCUUCCUCAAGAGCAAUUUUGAGUAUCUGAGAGGAAACUACCGGAAGGCUGUGAAACUGUUAAACAGUUCAAACAUCGCAGAGCACCCUGGGCCCAUGAAAACAGGGGAGUGUGUGCGCUGUAUGUUUUGGAACAACCUGGGCUGUAUACAUUUUGCUAUGGGGAAGCACAACCUGGGGCUGUUCUAUUUCAAGAAAGCCCUGCAGGAGAACGAAAACACAUGUGCGCAGAUAGGCGACAGCAGCAACAGGCACUCCAAGCGUUUCUCCGGCAUCCCCAUGUGUGCCUUACUAGCCAACAAGCGCUAUGAACUGCUUUACAACUGUGGCAUUCAGCUACUGCAUAUAGGGCGCCCCCUAGCGGCUUUCGAGUGCCUCAUGGAAGCAGUCCAGGUGUACCAUUCAAACCCGCGGCUCUGGCUGAGGCUGGCUGAGUGCUGCAUCUCUGCCAACAAGGGGAACUCAGAGCAGGAGACCAGGGGCAUCCCCAGUAAGAAGGGUAUCGUCCAGUCAGUUGUGGGCCAAGGCUACCAUCGUAAGAUCAUCCUCGCAUCGCAAUCUGCACAGAACACAGUGUACAGUGACGGACAGACGGCAGCCAUCCCAGUCGCCAGUAUGGAGUUUGCAGCCAUCUGCCUGAGGAACGCCCUCCUCCUCCUUCCAGAGCACCAGCAGCAGGAGCCCAAGGCAGAGAAUGGCUCCAAGAACUCGAGCCAGUCGGGGAGCACAGAGAGCGGCAGCGAGAACAGCGAGAGCUGCAGUGGUAAAGGACAGGAUGGAGACAAGUUUGUCCCUGCACCCCCCUCCUCACCCUUAAAGAAACAGGAACUGGAGAACCUGAGGUGCUCCAUCCUGGCCUGCAGUGCCUAUGUUUCUCUGGCCCUUGGAGACAAUGUCCUUGCCUUGAGCCACGCCGAGAAGCUCCUCCAACAGCCUAAGCUGUCUGGCUCCCUGAAGUUCUUGGGCCACCUAUAUGCAGCAGAGGCCCUCAUCUCAAUGGACCGCAUUUCUGAUGCCAUUACUCACCUGAACCCUGAGAAUGUCACUGAUGUGUUCCUAGGGGUCUCCUCAAGUGAGCAGGACCAAGGUUCAGACCGGGGGGAUGUGGAGCAGACGGAGUCUUCGGGGAAACAGACUCCUCUCUGCUAUCCCAGCACACUAAACUCUGCACGGGCCAUGAUGCUCUUCAACUUGGGCAGCGCGUACUGCCUCAGGAGCGAGUACGACAAGGCCCGCAAAUGCCUGCACCAGGCAGCAUCCAUGGUUCAUGCGAAGGAGAUUCCUCCAGAAGCCAUCCUGCUGGCUGUCUACCUGGAGCUGCAGAAUGGCAACACAGAACUGGCCUUGCAGAUCAUUAAGAGGAACCAGCUCCUCCCAUCAGUCAAGGCACCAUCACCUCCUGAUGGGCGCAAGAAGACAGCCCCCCUCCCCUUCACACAGGUCCAGCGUAAAUGACAAGCUCCCCACUGUCCUUUUAUCAUCAAAUGCACAUUUAUACAGAUGGAAAACCCACCGGUGGCUAGCUCAUAUCUCCUCCGUACAUAGUGGUGCAUGUUAUGUACAUCUCAGCUGCUGUGUCUAGCAGUCCCCUGUAUUUUUUUUUUUUAUUUGUGAGAACUGGCUGUUUUGCUGGGAAAUACUGUAUACCUUUUGGGAAGUUUCCAUGUAAAACCAUUUCUUUACUGCCGUCUGUGUUUGCUUUUCUCCGGUGGUUCACAGUAUUUGAUUUUAAUGCUUUUUACCACUGAGGGUAUAGGGAAUGUCCUUGUGGAAAACUUGCACUACAUAAGUGUUCCCCUUGUCGCGUUGAUUAAAAAUUGUGGGGUAAUAAGUUUUGAGACUGGCUGUGAGUCUUAGACCUUAAUGAUUAUACAAUAUACUAAGGUUAAUAUUUUCUGCAGUUCCUUAAAGCUGAGGUCAGAACCCCACAACUAUGAUUGGUCUUCGAGUGGCAGGUUUUAAAAAAAAAACAGCAGCUCUCGUUGCCAACAAGACAAACCCAAAAUCUACAAACA
This is a messenger RNA of Scleropages formosus (Asian bonytongue), 3165 nucleotides long. RefSeq names its product CCR4-NOT transcription complex, subunit 10 (gene cnot10). The record is from RefSeq and is a predicted model, not a curated record. Gene Ontology annotation, molecular function: protein binding. The coding region runs from base 404 to 2605 and encodes 733 amino acids. The transcript is spliced from 19 exons. NCBI's taxonomy places the organism in Eukaryota, Metazoa, Chordata, Actinopteri, Osteoglossiformes, Osteoglossidae. Gene Ontology annotation, biological process: negative regulation of translation; mRNA catabolic process. Gene Ontology annotation, cellular component: CCR4-NOT complex.